AUGGCAACAGCAAUAAAGGAUCGAGUUAUUCCUACUAUGGAUACUUUGGUUAAAUAUGACAAUCCAGUUCUAGUUACUAUUCGUUCAGAAAAGGUACCUAAAGAACAAGGACCGAAAAUCGGAGCAACAGUUUGUAAAGUUGAAACUACUAUUCCUACGCUUGAUACACGACAUGAAACUUCUGAAAUUCUCAACAGAAUAUUACCACCUAAGCAAUGGGAAGAAAAUGGACAAAUCUGGACUCAACAAGUAUCAAGUACACCAGCAACAAGAUUAGAUAUUAUUAAUUUACAAGAACAUCUAGACAUGAGAUUGCAACAAAGACAAGCAAGAGAAACUGGUAUUUGUCCAGUACGUAGAGAACUUUAUACACAAUGUUUCGAUGAAAUAAUACGUCAGGUGACAGUAAAUUGUGCAGAACGUGGAUUACUUUUACUUAGAAUUAGAGAUGAACUUAAGAUGACAUUAGCUGCAUACCAAACUUUGUAUCAAAGCAGUAUUGCUUUUGGUAUGCGCAAAGCUUUACAAGCUGAGCAAGGAAAGGAAGAUUUAAUUGCAACUGCAGAUGAACUACAACUACAAAAAGCUGAGUUAGAAAAAACAGUUGUUGAAUUAAAACAAAAAUUUGAACAGGCUGAAAGGAGAGCAACUGAACUAAGGGAAGCUGAGGAGAAAAAGCAUAUGGAAGAAAUACAAUUUUUGAAAAAAACAAAUCAACAAUUGAAAACGCAAUUAGAGGGAAUUAUUGCACCAAAAAGAUAA
Molecule: messenger RNA, 762 nt
Organism: Eufriesea mexicana
Lineage: Eukaryota; Metazoa; Arthropoda; Insecta; Hymenoptera; Apidae
Gene: Dnali1
Product: Putative inner dynein arm light chain, axonemal Dnali1
Exons: 6
Coding region: 1-762 (253 amino acids)
Cellular component (GO): axoneme; ciliary base
Molecular function (GO): dynein heavy chain binding
Source: RefSeq, a predicted model, not a curated record